AUGUCACUGCAUCGCGGCCCUGGCCUGGCUGCCCUCUCAAGGCACUCCACUUCUUCUCAAGCCUAUUCGGCACUCUCAUCGCAACUCACCACGCAACAGCUGUCGGAUCUGCGCUCCCAGCUUGAGACCUUUUCUUCAGCCCUGCGGUCUUUCGCCAAGACCCACCGCAAUGAGAUCCUCAAGAACCCCGAGUUCAGGGGCGAGUUUCAAAGGAUGUGUGCCAAUAUUGGAGUCGAUCCGCUGGGUGGAGCUGGCCCUUCCAGAGUGAGUGGCAGCAGCGGCAAGAUCGCUGGCAUCUGGAACGACUUGUUGGGGCUGGGAGACUUCAACUACGAGCUGGGGGUCCAGGUCGUCGACGUGUGCAUCUCUACGCGCGAGCUGAACGGCGGCGUCAUUGAAAUGGACGAGCUCAUACGCAGGAUUAAAAAGUUGCGGGCAGGUGGGCGCAGGAGACAGAAUCCGGUCGAAGAGGCAGGCACAAGUAUCUCCGAAGAGGACGUUGUGCGCUCGAUCAAGACGCUCUCCCCACUUGGCAGCGGUUAUCAGGUAGUGGCUCUGUCUACUGCACCGAAUGCACCGAAGAUCGUACGGUCCCUACCCGGAGAGCUCUCACUAGACUCGACACUGCUCCUGUCUCUCCUUGCUUGCCCUGCCUGUCCGCGCGAUACCCUCGGCUCGGGAUACGCCUAUCUCACCGAGGACUAUGUUGCACUGCCACGCGACGCAGAGGAGCCAAGGAAACCGCGAUGGUCGCGGCAGAGGGCUAGGAAUGCUCUCGAGUGCAUGGCCCGAGACGAAGGCACACUCUGGGUCGAUUCGUACCAGGGUCAAUUAGCGUAUUUCUCCUUGUCCGUAGGAGCGCGGUCUUUGUGA
This is a messenger RNA of Microstroma glucosiphilum, 873 nucleotides long. RefSeq names its product winged helix DNA-binding domain-containing protein. The transcript has a single exon. The record is from RefSeq and is a predicted model, not a curated record. Gene Ontology annotation, cellular component: ESCRT II complex. NCBI's taxonomy places the organism in Eukaryota, Fungi, Basidiomycota, Exobasidiomycetes, Microstromatales, Microstromataceae. The coding region runs from base 1 to 873 and encodes 290 amino acids. Gene Ontology annotation, biological process: protein transport to vacuole involved in ubiquitin-dependent protein catabolic process via the multivesicular body sorting pathway.